AAUAGUACCAGCAAUUAGCGGUCUUCUAGGGGCUUUUCGGAAGUUCCUCAUCUACACAAUGCAAGUGGCAUUGUCGCGUUUUCUUGUACAUGUACGCGUUUUUCUGUUUGUCAAGCCUUUCUGUAUGCUUUUGUAUUUUGAUUACUCAUGAAUGUUGUCAGUUAUUUAUUGUCGGGUGCACUAUGUAUUUUCUGUUUUGUUCAUUUUUCUGUAUUUAUAUUGUUUUAUUCGUUAAUAAAGACCGAUGCAAGGCGCCCAUGGGACUUUCUCCCUUUCACCCUCUCUCCUAUCUCACUUUUCUUUCCCCUUCUCCUUCGACAUCUAAUCUUCCUCUUUUCUGUCCCCCUUUCACACUCGGGCAAUACCAAUGAGUAGUCCCGGGUCUUCAUCCCCUUUCAUAUAGGCUGUCUAUAGCAAGGAACUAAAGAAGAACGAGUACUCACAACAUCCAGCAGACGAACCAAACUUCAAUAUUUAUUGGGACAUCAAGGACGACAACAACCUCAAAUCCAGAUGGAAGAUCUACACCGAUGGAUCUAAAAACAGCAACGGCACUGGAGCUGGUUUCACGGUGAUGAACUCCAACAAUAGAACCAUAUAUCAGUGCUAUCAGAAACUUGCUCCUCAUUGCUCAAUCUCCCAAGCAGAGAUGUGGGCAAUUCUCAAGGCACUCCAAUACAUCAAUAGCAAUCUGGACAUCUAUAAAGGGAGCAUAACCAUUCUCACCGACAGCAAAAUGGCGCUACAUAGCCUGUACAACAACAACCACCCAACAGUACUGACCAACAAGGUACAGAAAGCAGCCAGAACACUAAGUGAAAAAAGCAAACUUAACUUCGGUUGGGUCCCUGCUCACACUGGCAUCGAUGGCAAUGAGAAGGCGGAUAAGUUGGCCAAACUUGGUGCUAACUCCGCUACUCAACCAUCAUAUACAGACCUUCCUCAAAAAAGACUUAAAAAUGAACUUACCAGCAUUAUCAACUCUGCCUGGCAGAGGGAAUGGAGGACUGCCGACACAGGCAGGAACUGUUUUUCUUUCAUCCCCUCAAUCGAGAUACGGAACGCUGCCAGACACUUCGUGCCAAAUAAGUACAUCUCACAAGUUCUCCUCGGCCACGGCAAUUUCCCAGCAUAUCUUUAUAGGUUCGGCAUCAAAGACUGCAACAAGUGCACUUGCACAGAAAACUCUAUCGGUGACGCUAUGCACUUUGCAUUUACCUGCCCAACUUAUGACAACGAUCGUGCUGAACUACAACACAGAUACCUACGGGAUAACUACAGCUGGCCACCAAACCCUGCGACCAUCUUCCAAAACAAGGGACUCUGGAAUACAUUUAAAGACUUUAUAAUUAAAACUGGAGCCCUUAAAGAACACACUGAGCCAGACAACUCAGAAGAAGAGGCCCCCGAUGAACUCCAACGGCCCAACGACUACUACGACUUCAACACCACUGACGAAGACGACACCGAAGAUGACUCCGACUAACCCCCAACUCUGUAAUUAAUAUUUCUUCAAGCACAUUAAUAUUGUGCACUGUACAUAUGUAAAAUAUUUUUCCAUUGUGUAAUACCUUUUCAAUAUUGUAACCUUUUUGAAUAUGCUAAAGCGACCACAUUGUAUCGGCAUUGUAUAUAUUUUUUUUCCAUCAUGUAUUCUAAAUUGUAUUUUUCUUUUAUUUUAACCACACUGUAAAAAUUUAUAC
Messenger RNA from Centruroides sculpturatus (bark scorpion), 1703 nucleotides. RefSeq lists its product as uncharacterized. Bases 575 to 1486 code for a protein of 303 amino acids. The record is from RefSeq and is a predicted model, not a curated record. Lineage: Eukaryota; Metazoa; Arthropoda; Arachnida; Scorpiones; Buthidae. The transcript has a single exon. Gene Ontology annotation, biological process: DNA replication, removal of RNA primer. Gene Ontology annotation, molecular function: RNA-DNA hybrid ribonuclease activity; nucleic acid binding.